Alosa alosa (allis shad) is the source of this 2112-nucleotide messenger RNA. RefSeq names its product WAS/WASL interacting protein family, member 1b (gene wipf1b). The record is from RefSeq and is a predicted model, not a curated record. Gene Ontology annotation, molecular function: actin binding. NCBI's taxonomy places the organism in Eukaryota, Metazoa, Chordata, Actinopteri, Clupeiformes, Clupeidae.
UGGAGUAGGCCCAGCUACUUUCUCUCGCAGAUGUGGCACUGGCAGCGAGACGUUUACACGCCUGAACUUCUGCGCGCGCGGCCCACAUCUGGAAACGUUGCAUCACAGCAGCAGCAAAUGUCCCGGAUAAGGCAGAAGCAGAGACUCGAUUUUUUUUUCUGUCGGCAGAAGCAAACAAACUCGGCUGCAAAAAGAGCGAGGGCUGCGACACUGUCACUUUUUUUAUUUGGGUGAAAUCGCUGCUUUAAAUGUAAUGUGAUCUCCAGAAUGGACGGGAAGAGAGUCUAACUGGUUGGUACGUGGAAAAAUACUUCGGAAGAUCUCAUCGUGGAAAGUGAGAAGUUGAAGCGGAACACAUAGGCUAAAGUGAUACUGCUUUGACCGUGAAGGAGUGGCACGCAGGCAUCUAUCCUGCGACAGCGGGUGAUGAAAACUUGAGUAGAGUUGAUAUCGAAGGCACAGAGGUUAACACUGAAGAGAGAUGCCGGGUCCCCCUCCACCUGCCCCCCCACCCCCUCCUACAUUUGCUGUGGCAAACACAGAAAAACCCUCUCUAAAUCGCAAUGAGCAGCAGGGGAGGAAUGCUCUCCUCUCAGACAUCUCCAAGGGAGCACGGCUCAAAAAGGCCGUCACCAAUGACAGGAGCCAACCUAUACUAGACAAACCCAAAGGAGGUGGUGGAGGAGGAGGUGGAGGAGGAGGAGGUGGUGGAGGAGGAGGAGGUGGAGGAGGAGGAGGUGGAGGAGGAGGAGGAGGAGGAGGUUUCGGCGGUGGUGCUGCUGGUGGUCUGGGCGGGCUGUUCCAGGGCGGGAUGCCAAAACUACGCUCGGCCACAAACAGAGAGAGCAAUGACUCUGGAUCUGCUCGGCCUCCUCUUCUGCCCCCUGGUGGCCGCUCCGCUGGACCGCGGCCGUUUGGUGGAGGUGGAGGAGGAGGUGGAGGAGGUGGUGGUGAUGCCGGCCCUCCCCCUCGCCUGCCUGUGCCCAAGAGCGGUGUGAUGGACAGCCCUCGCUCCCGCGGCCCCCCCUCUCGCCCCGACACCCGGGGCCCCCCGUCCCCAACACCCCUGCGGCCUGGCGUGGUAGGCUCUCCACUCUCCCGCUGGGGACCACCUCCUCUGCCCGGUGGAGGACGCCCCACUUCCUCCACUCCCACGCCUCCCCGAUGUCGCCAUGGCGUGCGGCCCCCUCCCCUGUCGGCCCCUCGUCGGGUUCGGCCUCAGCCCUCCCCCCCCCCCCCCUCCAGCCGCCCCCCCUUACCCCCCGCGCCCAGACCAGGGUCCGAGGCCCCCCCCCUGGGCAACAGACCCUCUCUGCCGCUCCCGCGGGACGGUGCGCCUCCUCCGCCGUCCUUCAACAGCAAGCCCCCCCCUCCUCCAUCCAUCCCGUCCCGGCCCUGGAGGUGGAGGUGGGUAGUGCCCCCUCCCUCUGCCCCCGGGCGCCCAGGACCGCCCCCACUGCCCCCCGCCUGCCUCGGCACCGCUGAUGACACCCCGCGGCUGCCCCAGAGGAACCUGUCACUCAACUCUGCCCCCGCCCCACCUCCGGUCCGCUCGGGCCCUCUACCCCCGCCCCCCAGUGAGAGGCCGCCGCCCCUGGGCAGGAACUCCUCCUCACGCUCAGGUCCUCUCCCGCCCCCUCCCCCAUCGGGGCGCCCCCCCGGGGGUAGCAUCAGGUCGGCGGGGGCCCCCUCCAGUCCGAGCCGCCCCCCAGGAGAGACCCGUGGCAGCUCCGCCCACAGACCCCCCCUCCCCCCGGACAGAGCUGCAGGUGGAGGUGCACCAACCCCCCCUCCACCCAUGGGCAACGGCUUCCAGAACCAUCACCAACAUGCGGAUGAGUGGGAAUCCCGCUUCACCUUCCGCCCCAUGUCCGAGCUCCCGCCCCCCGAGCCCUACGUUCCCUUCCAGAAGACCUAUCCCAGCAAGAUGGCCAAGAGUGACGGACGAGGAUCAGGCAAAAAGGAGAGGGGUGCCCCUCCACUGCCCCCUAUCCCCAGGUGAAGAUGACCGCCGUUUACCCUGGAACAUCCCCCAAUCCACCUAUAACUCUCUCUCUCUCUCUCUCUUUCUCUCUCUCUCUCUCUCUCUCUCUCUCUUCUCUCUCUCUCUCU